Molecule: messenger RNA, 518 nt
Organism: Homarus americanus (American lobster)
Lineage: Eukaryota; Metazoa; Arthropoda; Malacostraca; Decapoda; Nephropidae
Gene: RpL14
Product: 60S ribosomal protein L14-like
Exons: 5
Coding region: 40-486 (148 amino acids)
Biological process (GO): translation; ribosomal large subunit biogenesis
Cellular component (GO): cytosolic large ribosomal subunit; ribosome
Molecular function (GO): structural constituent of ribosome; RNA binding
Source: RefSeq, a predicted model, not a curated record
CUUACUGACCCUUCACCAGGUCGGCGGCGUACGGGGAUCAUGACUUUCCGAAAGCUUGUCCAAAUUGGGCGGGUGGUGUACCUCAAUGAAGGUCGAUACAAGGGCAGACUGGCAGUAAUUGUUGACGUUAUCGAUGCCAAUAGGGCUCUGAUUGAUGGACCUUCCACCGGUGUCCCUCGCCAAGGGUUCAUGUUUUCUGAAAUGUUCCUCACAAAGUAUUUGCUAAAAAUAAACCGAAGCCAGAGAUCCAAGCUUGUGAGAAAGGCCUGGGACGAUGAAAAGAUUACCGAGAAGUUUGACGGUUCUGUGUGGAACAAGAACUUGAACAAGGAUGUCCUGCGGUCAAACAUGACUGACUUUGAUCGCUACAAGUUGGGAAGGGCAAGGCAGACAAGAAACAAGAUUGUCAAGACUGCUUACUUCCACAUCAAAAAACAAAACCUGAAGGCAAAGAGGGAAGUCGUCAAGGCCAAGAAAGCCAAAUAAACAAUUGCUGACUAAAUAAAGAAAUAUUGAUU